Molecule: messenger RNA, 2526 nt
Organism: Physcomitrium patens
Lineage: Eukaryota; Viridiplantae; Streptophyta; Bryopsida; Funariales; Funariaceae
Molecular function (GO): metal ion binding
Source: RefSeq, a predicted model, not a curated record
UGUGUGUGUGGGUGUGUUUGAGGGUUCAAUACCAGCGAACCCUAAUCUCCAUCACCCAAAGCACCCCAACCUCGACAGAUCGAUGCAAGCACUCUGUCGGCCGAAGCUUCAAAAACUGCCACAUACACUCCGUGGGUGGCGACAUUUGCUUUCCCUCUCAGAACCAUGUCCACUCUCACGACGCGUAGUGAGGAGUUUCAGCUCACAGCCGAGCUCACACUUCCUCUCGCAACCGAAUUCUGUCGAAAGGCGUCCAUGGAGCUGAAUCCAGGCAGCGUUGGUGCGCGAUGUGUGGGGAUUUGUGGAAGAUGAGAGACACUCCCUCGUCGCGGACUCGGCUUCGAAGUCGAGAGAGCACACGAUGAUUCUGAAAGGGAAAGAUGAGGAAGAGGGAAGGGUAGGCGUAAAGCAAGUGAGAAGGAUUUGUCAACAUCCGAUGAGGCUGUGCCAGUACGUGGAGCGCAGGACGGACCUCGGGGGAUGAGCGCAGGGAGUGUGAGUGCCCCACCACCAUCACCACCACCACGCUUCCAAGCCGACCGCCGCCCUCCAUUCCCGUCCCACACCACUGCCUCCUCCUCCUCCUCAGAGAACUACGGACUGAUCCAUGGCAGCGCGGUUCAGGGUUCGCUUUCGAGUGUUCUAGAUCCUAGCUCAGCUCGACUGGGUUUGCCUAUAUAGUGGUCGACCGGCAAGUUAAUGCGACGUGUUCCUUUUUUCUGGGUGUCUUUUGUUGGCAGACUUCCAUGUUUAUACAAUCCAAGUGCGAGAUUCUGAUCGGUUCGCACUCGUUUUGAGUUCUCUAAGCAAGCCAGGUUGUGUAUAGCCUUUGGUUGUGGUUGCGUUUUGUUGUGAAUCGGGAUUGUGGUGGUUCACACUUACUGACGUUAUUGCGAGCCAGAGGCGCCGGCAUAGUUCUUCAUUUCGCUGAGGGAAUUUCCUAGUCAAGGCUCGGAUUGGUUGUUGAUUUCGAGUGUGAGUAGUGUUCAUCGCGAGCUGGUUAGAGGCUUUGGUGUUUGGAUCUUCAUAGAGCACUCUCCGCGCCGGUUGAUUGCCGGCCGGAUCGGUGGUUGAGAAGGCAGCAUUUGAUAGUCAAUUGACGGAGGCCUGAAAUGGCAGAAACGGAGGUUUACUACAUGGGUGGCCCAGCCCCGCCAUGGUUGGAUACGAACGCAUGGUGCAUCCCCGUGGCAGUUAAAAAGGAGUAUGCUGACAAAAUGCCGAGGAUUGCAAUGCAAAAAGUCGAAUUGAAGGUGAAUAUGUGUUGCGCCAAAUGCGCAGAGAUAGUGGAUGAAAAGAUACGAUAUCUGGGUGGAGUAUUUAAUGUGAAGGUUGAUCAGAAGAAUUCCAAAGUGACCGUCAUAGGAAGACCAGACCCAGAGAAGGUUCUAAGAAGGGCAAGGAAAGUGGACAAGCAUGCAACGUUUUGGCCAGCACCACCACCUCCACCUCCAGCCCCUGUAGUGGUAGUAGUGGAGGAGAAGCCCAAAGAACCGGAAAAGCCCAAGGAGGAGAAAAAGGAAGAGGUAAAGGAAGAAAAGAAAGAGGAAAAGAAGGAGGAAAAGAAGGAAGAAAAGAAGGAGGAGGUGAAGGUGGAAGAGAAGAAGGAGGAGGUGAAGGAGGAGAAGAAACCAGAAGAGGAGAAGGAGGAAAAAAAAGAGGAAGAGAAGAAGCCCGAAGGUGGUGAGGCCAAGGCUGCUGAUGAGAAGCCCAAGGAAGAAGCCAAAAAAGAGGAAGAGAAGAAGCCUGAGGAGAAGCCCAAGGAAGAGCCCGCUCCAGCAGCGGCGCCGGUGCAGUUUCCGCCUCACGAGCAAGCAAGUUUCGAGGGAUUCGUCCCAUUCGAUGGAUACAUGCCGAGCCAAUCUUACCACCCUCUCUACCCCGACUUCAGUCACAUGGGAUACUUUGGCCCACAGAUCCCCUUCCUCAAUCCCAACUACUUCAAGCAUGUCAAGAUUGCCUACUGAGUUGUUCCUCGCGGCGUAGCAUUCUUUUUAUGUUCUCGACGACGACCAGACCUGUCGUCGUCAGGCGUGUAGGACUGAUUAGUGUGUGUGUUGAAAUCCAUGGCUUGUCGUGGUCCUGAGGCUCUAUUGGUGUAUAUUAUUAGAUAACCGUAGUUUGCGUAACAUGUUUAGGGUUCAUUUCGACAGAGUAACAGCUGAGCUUUUUGCACUGCAGGGAGUCGAAAGUCAGCACUCCCAUUUCCGAUUCUGGAAGAGGUUUACGUUAGGUUAUUAUUUCUUGCAGAGAUAGAUAGAAGGAGAGAGAGAUAGGGUGGGAGCUAGUAGUAGGCAAUUACAGCCGCUCUAAGAAUCACGUCCGUGGUUCUUUGUGGGUAUUAGCAGCAGCAGCCUUUGCAGUCAUGGCUCACAGCUUGGCUGUCUUCUAUGAGAUAGCCGUGAGGGUAUAUAAUCAGUUCAGCAGCAGUCGCUCUUUGUUCAUACGAGGCCUGCAUAACUGAAAAGCUCAAAAACUUCUCGUAUCAUUAAAUAGCAUUCUGUAAUCUGUGUUUCAUUCUUCCCA